UAGCUGGGUGUUGGGUGGCAAGUGCCGAGAUGAGGACCCGGGGGCGGAGAGCCCUUCUCCUCUGACCCAGCCAGCCUGGCUGGCACCACGGCGGAGUGGGAUCCUGGCUCCAAAGCCACCCUCUCCUGGCUCCGGAGCUGGAAGACUUGGAGGGGAGGACUCUGGUGACUCCCGCAAGGCUCGAGCAAGACCGGGCAUCCACCCCUCAUCACUAACCCAGCCUGGGCGCUGGUCCCGUGCGCUCCGCUGCGCAGCCUGCUCCGGGGCAAGAGCGCCUGUGCGCGCCGCUGCCGCCCAGCCUCCGGACCGACAGCAUCCGCGGGCAGCGGGACCCCGGAGGAGGGCAGCCCAGCAGCCCCGAGAGCCUCGAGGUUGAGGGACGCGUGGUCGGGGAACCUCCUGUGAGCUGCUAUCCGGGUUGGGUCACCCAGAUUUGUAACUGGAGAAGGGUCCAGGUCCUCGAGGGACAUCUCCAGCUGGCACCUCUGGCCCUCGGACCGCGGACUCGGAGCGCAGGCUGCCCCGUGGGCAAACCGACCCGAGUUCUGGUCUCCAGCCAGCGGCACCCUCGCACCCCGGAUCCCCCCGGGCACGGAAGCGGUCUAGCCGCCCUGCUCAGCCCUCCUGGGCAGCGGCGCAACGAACCCCAGCUGCUCCAAGCACCCCGAUUAGACCCUGGGCAGCCUCUUCUGCCUGGGUAGCCUCUCCCCGGGGGCUCACCCGCUCGCGCCCCUGCGCGUCCCUCUUUGUUUCUGAGCUUGCUCUGCAGGUGAUGUAACGAGCCCAGGCUCGCGCGCCGCUUUCCCUCUUCCCCAGACUGUCCCCCCUCCCUCCCUCCCUCCCUCCCUCCGCACCCGGAGCUCUGCGCGCAAAGCCGGGCGCUGGGCUGCGCCGCCGCUCCGCUCCCAGAGCACUGGGGACCGGCGGGCGCUGUCGGGAAAGACACGCUCCCACGUCCCACCGCCUGGGUGCAGAGUCAGUGGGGAAAGCCGGGUUUUCCUUCCAGAAUCAAGGGAGAGAGCCGAGAGGACAGCUGCUGUGGAGGUUUCUAAGGAGACUCAGACUGGCUUCUUUCCCUGUUCCUGGGAGACGGCAGGAAACCUCAGAAGAGAGAAAAGCUGCUCCCCGUCCAGCAAGUAGCCCCCAACUGGAUGGAGUGAAAGAUGCGGCCUGAUGACAUUAACCCGAGGACUGGGCUGGUGGUGGCCCUGGUCAGUGUCUUCCUGGUCUUUGGCUUCAUGUUCACCGUCUCUGGGAUGAAAGGAGAGACUCUGGGAAACAUCCCCCUCCUGGCCAUCGGGCCAGCCAUCUGCCUACCAGGUAUCGCGGCCAUUGCCCUGGCCAGGAAAACUGAGGGAUGCACCAAGUGGCCUGAAAAUGAGCUGCUGUGGGUCCGCAAGUUGCCCUGCUUCCGGAAACACAAGGACAAGGAGGUGGUGGAACUGCUGAGGACCCCUUCGGACCUGGAGUCAGGCAAGGGAAGCUCAGAUGAGCUGGCUAAGAAGGCAGGCCUCAGGGGAAAGCCUCCCCGCCAGGGGGAGGCUGAGGUGGCCAUGGCCAGCUCCAUCACCACCCCCUCACCCGCGGAGGAAGGAGAAUGCCAGAGCCUGGUCCAUAGCGGGCCUCAGGAGGAGACAUCAAGAUACCUGGACGGCUACUGUCCCUCGGGCAGUUCCCUCACCUACAGUGCCUUGGAAGCCAAGCGCUCAGCCUGGGACAGGUCCCAGUGCCCUGAGCCCGAGGACAGCAUCUUCUUUGUGCCCCAGGACAGCAUCAUCGUUUGCUCCUAUAAGCAGAACAGUCCCUAUGACAGAUACUGUUGCUACAUCAAUCAGAGCCAAGGCAGGUGGGACCACGAGACUAUAGUCUAAGCUUUGCAUACGAGGGUCGCUGUGUUGAUGGACACACAACUACACUCAGCUCCCGAUGGAAGGAAACUGCCCUGCUCCAACAGCCUUCACACUGUUAGAAAUGGAGCUGGUAUGUGACGGGUGUGCAAACCUCUGGUGCCUGAAAACCAUGUACAUAGGCAUGUUGGGGACACAUUUUAGGGAAGGGUGAUGAGGGCUAAGGACACUGGAAGAGGCAGUGGGUAGGAGAGGAAGCAGUUCCAAUUGCUUUUUAACAAUUUAAACCAUGUCGGAUGUUUUG
Molecule: messenger RNA, 2151 nt
Organism: Ceratotherium simum simum (southern white rhinoceros)
Lineage: Eukaryota; Metazoa; Chordata; Mammalia; Perissodactyla; Rhinocerotidae
Gene: TMEM215
Product: transmembrane protein 215
Source: RefSeq, a predicted model, not a curated record